ACGGCUGUAUCAUUAUUAUCAAAAUCUCAAAAGUAUAUAAAGUGAUUUCUCUGCAAUCAUUCUCACAUUCAGAGUCCAAGUUUCAUUUGCAAAACUUCCAAAAACUUUUCGAGUUUCAACUCAAUUACUACGUCAAACUUCAUCAUGAACUCCGUUGCCGUUAUCAUCCUCGCCGUCGCUUCUGCCGUGAGUGCUGGCGUUAUUGCCCCAGCGUUCGCCCCAGCACCACUCGGCUACACCCACGGAUUUGCUGCCCCUGCUGUGUAUCCUGGAUAUGGACUGCAGGUUGCUCAUGCUCCAGUUCUCCAUGCCCCCGUUGUGACUAAAGUAGCUGCACCAAUUGCUUAUGCUGCCCACCCAGUGGCUUAUCCUUAUGCUCAUGCUCCAAUUGUGAAGACCGCUGCUGUUGCGUAUACCGCUCCCCUUUUGGCCAAGGCAGCAGUCCCUGCCUUCGCACCUGCUUACGGAGCGUACGCCGCCCCAGCCGGUCUCCACUACUUGUAGAUCACUUAAAAGUGCAAGUAUAAAAAACAACAAGCUGUGAUGCCCCUUCCUUUACACAAAAACGCUUACAUUCUUCCCAAUUGUAUCCUCUCACCGCGGUGUCUUUCCAUUAGAGAUCAUUUAUUAAAGUUACCCAUUCUUUAGUUAAUUAAUAACAUGUCGUGUCGACAUAAUUGUCGUGAAUACCUAAGAACAAUUCAGACGCAUUGAACAAAUACAAUAAUAUUUUUAUACUUUUGUAUCAUUGUUGGAGUAAAAGAGACAUAAAAUAAAAUCAAACUUGAGAAUAAAAUCCAAACAUAAACUUUAA
Molecule: messenger RNA, 814 nt
Organism: Folsomia candida
Lineage: Eukaryota; Metazoa; Arthropoda; Collembola; Entomobryomorpha; Isotomidae
Product: cuticle protein 12.5
Exons: 6
Coding region: 145-504 (119 amino acids)
Source: RefSeq, a predicted model, not a curated record